Molecule: messenger RNA, 1103 nt
Organism: Corticium candelabrum
Lineage: Eukaryota; Metazoa; Porifera; Homoscleromorpha; Homosclerophorida; Plakinidae
Product: ficolin-2-like
Exons: 1
Coding region: 1-951 (316 amino acids)
Source: RefSeq, a predicted model, not a curated record
AUGCAGCUCGCUUUGAUGAUUAUUCUACCAAUCGUCGUCACGACUUCGACCAACAUCGCAGGAGACGGAGACAUAAACAUCACGGCAACGGGAAACAUUGAUCUUACUGCAACAAGUAUAACCGUAAACGGUAGACCUCUACAAGAUUUCAUCAAUGGGCAGAAAGCAGGGAAAGGAGACGUAGAGACAGGAGAUCAGCCUGGAAGACCGUCUCCGGACGCGUGCCGUUGUUGCGAUCGUUUGUCAGCUCUGGAGUUAGAGUUAGCACGAGUGGGUUUGGCGACGUUUCGUCCGUCACCUCCUAAGUCAAAUUACAAAAACUGCAAAGAAGCCUUGUCGACUGGACAUCGUCGCAGCGGUGUGUAUACUGUUGAUCCUGGUGAUGGUUUGGAGGCAUUUAAGGUCUACUGUGACAUGACGACGAGUGGAGGUGGUUGGACUGUAUUUCAGAGAAGACAAAAUGGAUCUGUGGAUUUCUAUCGCGAUUGGGCAAAUUACAAAGCUGGUUUUGGUGACAUCAACGGCGAAUUUUGGUUGGGAAUGGAUAAGAUACAUCGUCUUACAGCUACAAACCAGACGCUCAGAAUUGAUCUGGCUGACUUUUCAAAUGGUACACGCUACGCACAAUAUGAAGCCUUCUCAAUAGCAGACGAAGCUGCUAAAUACAAGAUAAGUUUGGGACAGUACAGUGGCAAUGCUACCAAUUCACUAUCUGGUCACAACGGCAUGAAAUUUUCAACGAAAGACCAAGACAAUGACGUGUACGACAGAUCUUGUGCUGUCGAAUUUCAAGGUGGUUGGUGGUAUAAAGCAUGUCAUCACUCUAACUUGAACGGAAAAUAUUUGAAAGGAAAUCAUUCUUCUUAUGCGAAUGGCAUUAAUUGGAGCAGUUGGAGGGGAUAUCAGUAUUCACUGAAAUUUACUGAAAUGAAAAUGAGACCAACAAUGUGAGGCUACGCCAAAGAUUUCAAAAGCAACAGGGAAAGCACGUAAAGAGUUGUCAGUCAAUUUUCGUGGGCAAAAUUUUGAUUGUGUGAGUGAAAGUAGUUACAUUGCUCACCAAACGUGAUCUGGUCAUUAGUAUAGAUGUUGUUAUGCGUUAG